Molecule: messenger RNA, 1178 nt
Organism: Gallus gallus (chicken)
Lineage: Eukaryota; Metazoa; Chordata; Aves; Galliformes; Phasianidae
Product: myosin light chain kinase, smooth muscle-like
Exons: 2
Coding region: 21-1106 (361 amino acids)
Source: RefSeq, a predicted model, not a curated record
UUGUGGGGUCAUCCAAACCCAUGGAGGACCCCAACGUUGUGGGGUCACCCAAACCCAUGGAGGACCCCAAUGUUGUGGGGUCACCCAAUGCCACCGAGGACCCCAACGUUGUGGGGUCACCCAAACCCAUGGAGGACCCCAACGUUGUGGGGUCACCCAAACCCAUGGAGGACCCCAACGUUGUGGGGUCACCCAACGCUACAGAGGACCCCAACGUUGUGGGGUCAUCCAAACCCAUGGAGGACCCCAAUGUUGUGGGGUCACCCAAACCCAUGGAGGACCCCAACGUUGUGGGGUCACCCAAACCCAUGGAGGACCCCAAUGUUGUGGGGUCACCCAAACCCAUGGAGGACCCCAACGUUGUGGGGUCACCCAAACCCAUGGAGGACCCCAACAUUGUGGGGUCACCCAAACCCAUGGAGGACCCCAACGCUGUAGGGUCACCAGAACCCAUAGAAGACUCCAACCCUAUGGAGGAUCCCAAACCCAUGGAGGACCCCAACGUUGUAGGGUCACCCGAACCCAUAGAAGACCCCAAUCCCGUGGAGGACCCCAACUUUGUAGGGCCACAAAAACUCACAGACGACUCCAACUCCGCCGAAGACCCCAAUCCCAUGGAGGACCCCGAUCCCAUGGAGGACCCCGAUCCCAUGGAGGACCCCAACUUUGUAGGGCCACAAAAACCCACAGAUGACUUCAACUCCGCCGAAGACCCCAAUCCCAUGGAGGACCCCAAUCCCAUGGAGGACCCCGAUCCCAUGGAGGACCCCAACUUUGUAGGGCCACAAAAACCCACAGAUGACUUCAACUCCGCCGAAGACCCCAAUCCCAUGGAGGACCCCGAUCCCAUGGAGGACCCCGAUCCCAUGGAGGACCCCAACUUUGUAGGGCCACAAAAACUCACAGACGACUCCAACUCCGCCGAAGACCCCAAUCUCAUGGAGGACCCCGAUCCCAUGGAGGACCCCGAUCCCAUGGAGGACCCCAACUUUGUAGGGCCACAAAAACCCACAGAUGACUUCAACUCCGCCGAAGACCCCAAUCCCAUGGAGGACCCCAAUCCCAUGGAGGACCCCACACCCGUGGAGGGCUCUGAGGAGGAAUGAGCCCCUCUUUUUGGGGUCAGUUGUGGGGUGGAGGACACAGCAAUAAAGUGGUGAUGGUCUGCAGCCCCACAA